AUGUCCUUCAAGGUUCAAACGGUUUUAGGUGACGUAAAUCCUGAACAUUUAGGAAGAACGUUGACUCAUGAGCAUUUAGCAAUGAAAUUUUCACAUUUUUACCGAGAACCACCCAGCGAAAUACGCCAUCAAUGUGAAAACCCGAAUUUUCCACGCGAACAUUUGGGAUACAUAAGACAAUAUCCAUAUAGCAAUAAGAGUAAUUUAUUGCUGAACGAUGAGAAUGCUAAGGAUGCUGUCCGUAACGAUGUCAAACAUUACAAAUUACAUAAUGGGGGGACUAUAGUGGAGAAUUCCACUGAAGGUCUGGAACGAGAUAUUAAUUUUUACAAACAAGUAUCUGAGGAGACAGGAGUACACGUGGUCGCUGGAACAGGUUUCUAUAUAGAGGAUGUUCAAGAACACCAAACACUUAAUUAUAAAGUAGAGGAUAUGUAUAACCAUAUGAUUCAAGAAUUGACGAACGGAUGUGUGGGAUUUCCUGAAGUGAAAUGCGGUUUUAUGGGGGAAAUAGCUAGCGUGUGGCCUAUAAGAGAUUUCGAACGUAAAGCUAUCAAAGCUGCUGGCGAGGUGCAAACGCAAGUGAGGUGCGGCGUCAGUUUCCAUCCACAUCGAGACGAGAACGCGCCAGAAGAAAUAUUACGGAUUUUCACUGAAGCUGGCGGACGAGCCGAUAAAGCCGUUAUGUCCCAUUUGGAUAGAACUUUGCUCGACCCAGUGAAGCUAUUGGAGUUUGCAGAACUCGGUUCAUACUGCCAGUUCGAUCUGUUCGGUACAGAGGUUUCGUUCUACCAACUGAACGUCGCUACGGACAUGCCUUCAGACGCACAGAGAAUAAACAUGAUCCGUCAGAUAGUGGACGACGGAAAAGUCGACAGAGUUCUCAUGUCACACGACAUACACACUAAACAUAGAUUGUUGGAAUACGGCGGCCAUGGAUACGCACAUAUAAACGUAAACGUUCUUCCCAAGAUGGCAAUGAAAGGAUUCUCGAAGGAAGAAAUAGAUAUGAUUACUAUCAGAAACCCCGCGAGGUGGCUGGCAAUACCCUACUGA
Messenger RNA from Danaus chrysippus (African queen), 1056 nucleotides. The record is from the annotation of a GenBank genome assembly. Lineage: Eukaryota; Metazoa; Arthropoda; Insecta; Lepidoptera; Nymphalidae.